This is a messenger RNA of Paramuricea clavata, 684 nucleotides long. The record is from the annotation of a GenBank genome assembly. Lineage: Eukaryota; Metazoa; Cnidaria; Anthozoa; Malacalcyonacea; Plexauridae.
GAACACGAAAACGAAAAUACAAGAAGAAAAACGUUCUACGACACAAAAGUGUUCCUUGAGUUUCUGGCGGCCGAAGGUGAACGCAGAAAAAUCGAGGAAAUCCACCCGAACGAGUUGGAGAGGGGUUGUCAAAGGUUUGUCUUAAGUGUCCGAAAAAAGAGCGGCGAAGAGUAUGAACCGUCAUCAAUCAGAGAAUGGUUAUCCAGUAUCUCUAUUAAACGACAAGGAGUUCAGGAUAUCCUUAAAAAGAAGCAAAAACUGCUAAAAUCCCUGGGAAAAGGAAACAAGCCGAACAGUAAUGGCCCAUUGACCGACGAAGAGAUCGAACAGUUGUACAGCGAAGGAGUGUUAGGAAAUGGUACACCAAGAUCACUUUUGAACACUGUCUGGCUUAAUAACUGCAUAUUUUUGGAAUGCGGCCUGGGAAGGAAAAGGGACCUCUGCUGGGGAGAUUUAGAGCUGAAAGUCGAUGCAGAAGGAGUUAGUUACGUUCAGUUUGCUACCGAACGACAAAUGAAAACUGGCACUGGCGAAAACCCUAGAGAUGUGAGAGAAACAAAGCCAAAGAUGUCUGAAAAUCCAGACAACACCGAACGCUGUCCAAUCACUGCUUUCCUGUAUUAUCAAGAGCAUAGACCAGCUCAAAUGUUAAACGAUGACUCGCCGUUCUAUACCUGGCCAUAA